AGGAGUCGUGCACUGCUUCGAGGUCUGCAGGAAGGCCAGAGGGGAGGAAGGGGGAGGCAAUCAGUGUGGACGAUGAAUCACGAAGCAGUGGAUCGACGAAGAUGGCGGAGAGAAGGUGUCUCUUUGUCUUUCUCCAAGCGGUGUGUGUGGCUCACGGAAUCAACAGGAUAGAGGAUGGAACGUCUCUAGCUAAUCCUCGAAGCCUCAACGCUCACCAUGAACCAGAAGCGAGACACUCCACAGACCCCCCGAAGGUCAGUGAGGGACCCAGCAGUGCCAUGCCUUCUUUGACGUGGGAAUGGACGACAAGAGAGACUGCCAAGGAUAUGUACAGCAGCCCACCAUCCGUUCUAGAGGGGCAGGAGUCCUUGUCACUCAACGGCAGUCUCGAAGAAGCUGAGUCUGUGCGGGUUCAGCAAAUCAAAGAACCGAAUCGUGCUGCUGACGAGGAGGAAAGGACAGUGACAGAUUCUACAACCACCUUCACGUCAGUCAAUGAUGGUUUCGUGGACGCUGAGUUGGUGCGUUUUCAGCCAGUUGAGGAGCUGAGCCGUGUCUCUGAUAAGGAAGAAAGGACAUUACUAAACGAUUCACUGAUCACCUCCAUGCUCGUCAACGCCACAGUGUCCACCAUAAGUGAAGCAAAUAUACUCGAGACUGACACCAUAGCAUCCUCCAUCACCGCAGAAGAAGACAGCACCAUAACCACUACACCGGACAUGACCACCAUUAUUCUCACCCUCGCAUCAGAUACCACUGCUCCCACUAACGCCACCAAAACGGCCAAUACGCCAACCAGUGUACUCUACACCACCAGCACAACACCGGACACAACUGCAGGAGAAACCACGGCAACACCAACUACAACCACUGGAACGCCAAACGCCACCACUACAAUCCCCACCACUACCCCCUCCAAGGCCACUCCGACACCCCCAGCACCACGCAUGGAUACUCUCGACGCCAGCCAACGAAAGAUAAAGCCUACACGCAAUGAGGUAACCGCAUCUUUUAACGGUAAACUAAACAGGAUAAAAAAGAACGUCUUGCACCCAUCUGCACAAGAACAAAACAUGACUACAAAAGAGUACAAGAACCUCCCAAUAACAAUAGCUCCAAUGAAUAAAUUGAGGGGUUAUCGGGACGAGGAGGAAACGAAGAUAGAGAAGAGCGCCUCACACCCACCCAAGCAAGAACAAACCAUCGCAGAGCAAAAUUCCAAGAGCUUUCCAACAUCGACAACUCAGAAGGACCCCCUGAGGGGCUAUGAAAAGGAGGAAGAGGAAGGCUAUCGGGAGAGAAAGAAGGAGGAUGAUGAGCAUAUAGGAAAAGCCCAUGACGAAGAGGAGGAAAGUCUUACGCCACGAAAGAGAAGAGAAGACAACAACGAAGAGGAACUCAAGGCAAUCGUUCGGCAGAUGAGGUCAUUGCUGGUGGGGACCCACAGGAAGGCACACACGUCGAAGAGGAGCAAAGCAUUCGAGCACUCCGACAGCCAAAUGCACUUCGAUAUCUUCAAUGACUUGUGGGAGAUCCAGAUGAAGGGGAAAAGGAGGCAGUCUUCUGGCAGCGAGGAUCCUCCCCCUCUGCCUCCGGCCGCGUCUGACACCGAAAUGUUAUUCGGUGUUAGGGACCACCUUAAAAAUAUAAAGGAAAAGAAUGACGGCCAACCGCCAGCCGAUUCCCCUUCCACAGUCACGGAGGUACCUGGUGUGAUUCAGGGACCUCGCCCACCUCAACAACCUCGAAACAAGAAUACAAACACGAAUUCAACAGACGAGAAGGCUUCCAUAUCAUCCACACAACCUUCCGACUCCGAUUUAUACUUCAGUACAUUUAACUUCUUCAGGAGUAUGAAGCAGAACAAAACCGGACAUUCCAGAGAUUCUACCACUAACAACGUCACUAAUUCAAUAACCUCGACUACUACUACUACUACUCCUACUACUACUACUACUACUCCUACUACUACUACUACUACUACUACACCUUUUGACAAAACCGCUAGCUCCGACACCCUUACUACAACAUCAACAACUCCACAACCACCAAAACAACACUACAAUGCCCCUUCAUCACCACCAUCACCACCACCGUCAACAUUAGCUGCCAACUCUACUACCACCACUACACCAACUUCACCUCCACCACAACCGCCUCCGCCAACAACAACAAAAUCUAGUACUCUGCAGUCUUCACCACCACCACCAACAACAACAGAUACUACUACUACUACUACUACUACUACUACGACUACUACGACUACUACGACUACUACAACGACUCCAUCCACCACCACUAUACCACCACAAGCAGGGAAGACCGCUGCCAUCACAUUACCAACCACCACCACCAUUACCAACACCACGGAAAGUCCUACCACACCUCCACCAACCACAACCACCAACACCACGCAAUCACCUAACACCACUACCACCACUACCACCACCAACGCCACGAACAAUCCUACCAUACCACCACCAACCAUAACCACCAUCAGCACCACCAACACCACUACCGCAGCAUCUCCCGUAGCUGAAGCAAUAUCAGGACCACCAACAGCAAACACCACCACCACCAUCCCAACCUCUACCCCCACCACCACCAUCGUCAUCCCCACCGCCGCCCACACCGAUGCUCCAGCCAAGUUCAUGAUUGCUGCUGAGACUGAGCAAUCAACGUCCGACCUCAACCCAGGACUGCCGGCGGGGAUUUCGAUGUUGGCGCUAGUGCUGCUGCUGGCGGGCGGCGGCACCCUGAACUGCAUCAAGAUUCGGCGGCGACGCCGGCAGACCACCGCGCGGCCAAAGCCAAGCUACAGACAACGCUGCUGGGCGGACGAAGUCUGAGUCCACGGGCGUGAGAGAGGAACUAUAGAGGUGUGGGAGGCCGUGAGGCGGCGGAGCGUGGAAUGCGGGGCCGAGGGUGCCUUGGAAGUUGUGUCGUUUCAUUGUCUUGUUCUCUUAUGUUAUAUAUUUGUUGUAUUUGUUAUAUUGUUCUUAAUAAAUGUUGCUUUUGUGCAACAUACUACCUAA
This is a messenger RNA of Eriocheir sinensis (Chinese mitten crab), 3035 nucleotides long. RefSeq lists its product as uncharacterized. The transcript is spliced from 7 exons. Bases 102 to 2849 code for a protein of 915 amino acids. The record is from RefSeq and is a predicted model, not a curated record. Lineage: Eukaryota; Metazoa; Arthropoda; Malacostraca; Decapoda; Varunidae.